UUUAUGCUUUUCUCUUAGGUUAAAGAUGACAUGAAAAUAAUUGAAACUAACCUAUUCUGAUCUAUCAAAACAAUAAUACGCGGUAAAGAAAAGAAAAGCAAUUGCAAUAAUUAGCAAGAAUGACUACUUCAAAAGAAUUAAGUUUAGCUAAAAAGAAUCUCGUAGCAUCGCUUGGUGACAACGCUAAAGUAUAUUUUGAAAAAAUGAAGCUAUGGUUUCAAAUGAAGACCACAAAGGAAGAAUUUGAUAGCGAAGCACGUACUCUUAUGACAGAAGACCAAGUGCGUUUGCAUAAUGAAUUUCUGCUAUGUCUUUUUAAUAAAGUUCGUGGGUUAGCCGUCACGCCAACUUUUAAGGUAGACAGAGAUUCAAAGGAGAGGAGAUUAAAACGCAAAUACAGAACAGAUAAAUCUAAUUUUGAGCCAGCAGAUAUGUACGUGGAAGUACUCAGUCAAACUUCUUCGCCUGUCGGAGAUGAACCUAUAGGUGCUAAUCGUUCUAGUGCUCAAGAACUUGUAUUACCAGAUCGGACUUUUGUACUAGCUCGAUUAAUGCUCGCUGCAUGGGAAAAUAAUAUGGAUGGAGCUGAAGAAAACACUGCACAUAUUGUCAUAGCUGCAACACAAAUUUUUUUAAAAAAUAUACUCACUGCAAUCUUUACACAAAGGAAAGGAUAUGCCGUCCGGGAGAACUCCUUUAUUUAUAAUAUAGGAGAACCAGUACCUAGUUCAUGGAAAAGAAACUCUAUACAUAUAACACCAUACAAUUUUGGGCCGACAGAAGUAAUAGAACAUUUCCAAGUUCCUGUAUCAAAACCGUUUUUCGAAGAGGCUGAACAAGCUACUGCUUUUGCAUAUGCUUGUUCUACACAAAUACCCCGCCCUCCAUUAAAACCAGUUAGCACAGCUGACUUGCAACACGCAUUAAAGAUUUAUAAGAAUCUUGUUAAUAAUCACACAAUAUAUGCUACAAAUAUGGAGCGACUGUAUACGUAUGCUACUCAUCCAACAUGGGAAGAUCUGGAGGCAAGAAAAUUAUUAUUACAUUCUUCAACAUAAAAAGAGAACUUUACAUACGAAUAAUUUCUAUUAUAGUUUCAAUGUUUUCUUUUUUUAUGUAAUAAUUGUUUAUCAAACUAAAUUAUUAAAAUAAACCUAUUCAAAUUACAUAUCA
Linepithema humile (Argentine ant) is the source of this 1173-nucleotide messenger RNA. RefSeq names its product transcriptional adapter 1-like. Gene Ontology annotation, biological process: regulation of transcription by RNA polymerase II. Gene Ontology annotation, molecular function: transcription coactivator activity. NCBI's taxonomy places the organism in Eukaryota, Metazoa, Arthropoda, Insecta, Hymenoptera, Formicidae. Gene Ontology annotation, cellular component: SAGA complex. The record is from RefSeq and is a predicted model, not a curated record.